Galendromus occidentalis (western predatory mite) is the source of this 1823-nucleotide messenger RNA. Its product is annotated as chitotriosidase-1. The record is from RefSeq and is a predicted model, not a curated record. Gene Ontology annotation, molecular function: chitin binding; chitinase activity. Gene Ontology annotation, cellular component: extracellular region. The transcript has 3 exons. NCBI's taxonomy places the organism in Eukaryota, Metazoa, Arthropoda, Arachnida, Mesostigmata, Phytoseiidae. Gene Ontology annotation, biological process: carbohydrate metabolic process; chitin catabolic process. The coding region runs from base 14 to 1744 and encodes 576 amino acids.
UAGCUGUUCGAAGAUGCGUCUCUGUUUAUUUGUCAGCGCUCUUUGCGUAGCUCGAUUGGCCGCCAGUCCUCUCGUCUAUAAAACUGUUAAUACUGACGGUCAUGACUACAAGGUGGUGUGCUACUACGGCUCCUGGGCGGUGUAUCGCCCGGAGAACGGCAAAUUCCCAGUAGAAGAAAUCGACCCGAAUGUGUGCACUCAUUUAAUUUACGGGUUCGCCGGACUGGGUCAUGACAAUCGGAUCAAAUCUCUGGAUUCGUGGAACGAUUUGAAGGACAACUACGGCAAAGGAGCGUUUGAGAGAUUCACCACGGGAUUGAAGGCGAAAAACCCGAAACUGAAGACUAUCAUUGCCAUCGGUGGAUGGAACGAGGGUUCGAUGAAAUAUUCCUCGAUGGCUGAGAACGCCUCUUCGAGAAAAGUGUUCAUCGAUUCGGUUCUCGACUUCUGUAAAAAAUACAACUUUGAUGGUCUCGAUAUGGACUGGGAGUACCCCGCAUCCAGGGGUGGGAAACCUGAGGACAAGCGUAAUUUCGUGGCUCUGCUGAGAGAACUGAAGGACGCCUUCAAACCGGACAACCUCCUCCUGACCGCCGCCGUAUCGGCUGGGAAGCAUUUCAUGGAUCCAGCCUACGAUAUCCCACAGGUUUCCAAAUACUUAGAUCUCAUCAACGUCAUGGCUUACGAUUUCCACGGUGGAUGGGAAACGAAAGCCGGUCAUCACGCUCCGAUGUUCUCCAGACCCGACGAGCCCGCCGACGAACAGAUUUUGAACUUGAAUUACUCAGUGAACUACUGGAUCUCACAAGGAGCUUGUGCCAAGAAAAUCAUUCUCGGCAUGGGACUCUACGGGAGAUCGUUCACCCUGCGACGAUCCGAAGACCACAAGCCCGGCGAUGAAGCUCCCCAGAAGGGCCGGGCUGGGCCCUACACCCGAGAGCCUGGAUCUCUCGGUUACAACGAAAUUUGCGCCGACCUCAAACGCGGCGGCUGGACGGUCGAACGUGAUCCAUACUUCAUGGCUCCCUACGCCUAUAAGGAGCGCCAGUGGGUCGGGUAUGAUGACAUUGAGUCGAUCGAAGUGAAAACGCGCUUCGCCAAGACUUUAGGCUUGGGAGGUGGCAUGGUUUGGUCCAUCGAAACCGACGAUUUCAAGGGGACCUGUCACGGAUACCGUUAUCCGAUGCUCUCGGCGAUCAAUCGCGUGUUCGCCGAAGCUGGAACCCCGUCACUCCCAGUACCCCCACCAGCACCUCCGACAACGCCCGCUCCUCCAACGACGGCGUCAACCGAGAAAACGUGGUGGCCCCGUCCCUCAACAACGCCGUCUCCGAGCUCGACCGCUUCCACUACAACCACCGAGAAAACGUGGUGGCCUCGCCCCUCAACUUCGACGAUGAGCCCUUCUACUCAAUCAAGUUCCACCACAUCGAGACCCUCGACGACCUCGUCGACCACCCCGGGCACUGGGCAAGGAAGUCCGACCACACGGGCUCCGGCAGGAAAGGAUAAGAACUACAAAUGCAAGAGCCAGGGAAUGUUCCGCGACGAAACGAAUUGUCGGGUCUUCUAUGAAUGCGUUCAGGGUAUCGAUGGACUCGAUGCGUUCCGCAAAGAAUGUCCUUCGGGAACAGUUUUCAAUCCGGCGAAUAAUCUUUGCGCUUGGCCUCAUGACGUACCAGUAUGCAAGGGCUACGUCGCUCCCAUUGAUCACGACGUCAAGCAGGAGAUUGCCGCCUCCUGAAGGAUAUCAUUACGUGAUCACCUAUUUAUUGUAUUACAUAAAUGAAUUUAUUUAUUGAAUAUACGAUGUACAUUAAAGU